AUGUGCUUUUUAAGACGGCCGGGAGCGCCUGCGAGCUGGAUCUGGUGGAGGAUGCUGCGGCAGGUGCUUCGCAGAGGGCUCCAGUCGUUCUGCCACAGGCUGGGCUUGUGCGUGAGCCGGCACCCGGUCUUUUUCCUCACCGUGCCCGCAGUCCUGACCAUCACCUUCGGCCUCAGCGCGCUCAACCGCUUCCAGCCCGAGGGCGACCUGGAGCGCCUGGUCGCUCCCAGCCACAGCCUGGCCAAGAUCGAGCGCAGCCUGGCCAGCAGCCUUUUCCCCCUGGACCAGUCCAAAAGCCAGCUCUAUUCGGACUUACACACCCCUGGGAGGUAUGGCAGGGUGAUCCUCCUCUCCCCACCCGGGGACAAUAUUUUGCUCCAGGCUGAGGGGAUCCUGCAGACCCACCGAGCCGUGCUGGAAAUGAAGGAUGGGAGGAACAGUUUUAUUGGACACCAACUAGGCGGAGUAGUGGAAGUGCCAAACAGCAAGGACCAGCGGGUCAAGUCAGCCAGAGCCAUUCAAAUCACCUACUACCUCCAGACCUAUGGCUCUGCCACUCAAGACCUCAUAGGGGAGAAGUGGGAGAAUGAGUUCUGUAAGCUCAUGAGGAAGCUCCAGGAAGAGCACCAGGACCUCCAGCUCUACUCUUUAGCAUCCUUUAGCCUCUGGAGAGACUUUCAUAAGACCAGCAUCCUGGCCAGGAGCAAGGUCCUGGUGAGCCUUGUGCUGAUCCUGACCACAGCCACCCUCUCCAGCUCCAUGAAGGACUGUUUGCGCAGCAAGCCCUUCCUUGGCCUCCUGGGGGUGCUCACAGUGUGCAUCUCCAUCAUCACGGCAGCAGGGAUCUUCUUCAUCACUGAUGGAAAGUACAACUCCACCCUGCUGGGAAUCCCAUUCUUCGCCAUGGGUCAUGGAACUAAAGGAGUAUUUGAGCUUCUGUCUGGAUGGCGGAGAACAAGAGAGACUUUGCCCUUCAAAGACAGGGUGGCAGAUGCCUAUUCCGAUGUGAUGGUCACCUAUACCAUGACCAGCUCCUUGUACUUCAUUACCUUUGGCAUGGGUGCCAGCCCAUUCACAAACAUAGAGGCUGUGAAGGUCUUCUGUCAGAACAUGUGUGUCUCCAUUCUGUUGAACUACUUCUACAUUUUCUCAUUCUUUGGCUCCUGUCUGGUCUUCGCGGGCCAACUUGAGCAAAACCGCUACCACAGCAUCUUUUGCUGUAAGAUCCCCUCUGCAGAAUACCUGGACCGCAAACCUGUGUGGUUCCAGACAGUGAUGAGUGAUGGGCAUCAACAGACAUCCCAUCAUGAGACGAACCCCUACCAGCACCAUUUCAUUCAGCACUUCCUCCGUGAGCAUUACAAUGAAUGGAUUACCAAUAUCUACGUCAAGCCAUUUGUCGUCAUCCUCUAUCUCAUCUACGCCUCAUUCUCCUUCAUGGGGUGCUUGCAGAUCAGUGACAGAGCCAACAUCAUCCAUCUGCUAGCCAGUGACUCCCCAAGCAUUUCCUACGCCAUGGUUCAGCAAAAAUAUUUCAGCAACUACAGCCCAGUGAUAGGGUUCUACAUCUACGAGCCCCUGGAGUACUGGAACAGCAGCGUCCAAGAGGACAUACGGAGACUCUGUAGCGGGUUCACGGCCGUGUCCUGGGUGGAGCAGUAUUACCAGUUCCUGAAAGUUAGUAACAUCAGUGCCAAUAACAAGAGUGACUUUAUCAGUGUCCUACAAAGCUCAUUUUUAAAAAAGCCAGAAUUCCAGCAUUUUCGGAACGAUAUCAUCUUCUCCAAGGCAGGGGAUGAAAACAACAUUAUUGCUUCCCGCUUGUAUCUGGUGGCCAGGACUAGCAGAGACAAGCAGAAGGAAGUCAUAGAAGUGUUGGAAAAGUUGAGGCCCCUGUCCCUAUCAAAGAGCAUCCGAUUCAUUGUGUUCAACCCCUCCUUCGUGUUCAUGGAUCAUUACGGCUUGUCUGUCACGGUGCCUGUUCUGAUUGCAGGCUUUGGUGUGCUCCUGGUGUUAAUCCUGACUUUUUUCCUAGUGAUCCACCCUCUGGGAAACUUCUGGCUGAUUCUCAGUGUCACCUCAAUUGAGCUGGGCGUUCUGGGCUUAAUGACAUUAUGGAACGUCGACAUGGAUUGCAUUUCUAUCUUGUGCCUUAUCUACACUUUAAAUUUUGCCAUUGACCACUGUGCACCACUGCUUUACACAUUUGUAUUAGCAACUGAGCACACCCGAACACAAUGUAUAAAAAGCUCCCUACAAGAGCAUGGGACAGCCAUUUUGCAAAAUGUUACUUCUUUUCUUAUUGGGUUGGUCCCCCUCCUAUUUGUGCCUUCGAACCUGACCUUCACACUGUUCAAAUGCUUGCUGCUCACUGGGGGUUGCACACUUCUGCACUGUUUUGUUAUCUUACCUGUGUUCUUAACCUUUUUCCCCCCUUCCAAAAAGCACCACAAGAAAAAGAAACGCGCCAAACGAAAGGAGAGAGAGGAAAUUGAAUGCAUAGAGAUUCAAGAGAACCCUGAUCAUGUCACCACAGUCUGA
Messenger RNA from Neogale vison (American mink), 2541 nucleotides. It is a transcript of the gene PTCHD4, whose product is annotated as patched domain containing 4. The record is from RefSeq and is a predicted model, not a curated record. NCBI's taxonomy places the organism in Eukaryota, Metazoa, Chordata, Mammalia, Carnivora, Mustelidae. Bases 1 to 2541 code for a protein of 846 amino acids. Gene Ontology annotation, cellular component: membrane. The transcript is spliced from 3 exons.